GUCCGGCGAAUAACGGAAAAACCAGACCAUAGAGUUACAGGCACUCUCAGAGCCUCUUGAAAACCUUGUCCAGCUGAGCAGUGACUUCUGUGGUGUCUUGAAAGCAGGGACAGAAAAAGGGAAGUGCCAGACCAUAGAGUUACAGGCACUCUCAGAGACACCUCCUCUGGAAAAUCUUGUCCAGCCGUGCAAUGACUGCUGUGGUGUCUUGAAAGCAGGGACAGAUCACCAUGAUUGUCUCAGGAGAGCAGGCUCUGACGGGAGCAGGACUGCCCAGGAUGUCCAGCUGCCUGCCAAAACUGACCGCGGCAGUGCUGAGCCACAGGCCCAGGGCUCUCUUUAUCCUCACCAUUUCAUUGGUGUCCUUUACCUAUGUCAUGUUCUACUGGAGAACCUGGGAGGACACUGAGGGCCAGCUCUACAGCUUGUCUACACAAAGCAGCUGUGAACAGUUCAUGCCGCCUUCUCCCCACGCCGUUGCUGGUGGGCCCCCUCCUCCCCCAGGGGAUGUGUUCUUUGUGGAAACCUCGGAGCAAACUAACCCAAGUUACCUCUUCACAUGCUCGGUGGAGUCAGCAGCCAGAGCGCACCCUGGGACAAGGGUUGUGUUGCUCAUGAAAGGAUUGGCAGAUGGGAAUGCCUCCUUACCCAACGUGUGGGCAUUCUCGUUGCUGAGCUGCUUGCCCAACGUGGAAAUCCGGCCCCUGGACUUGCCAGAGCUUUUCUCAGGGACACCUCUGGCAAAGUGGUACCUGCAGUCUUAUCAUCACUGGGAGCCUUAUUUCCUACCUGUCCUGUCUGACGCCUGCAGAAUUGUCAUCAUGUGGAAAUUUGGUGGCAUCUACCUGGACACAGACUUCAUUGUGCUUAAGAACUUAAAGAACCUCACCAAUGCCCUUGGCAUCCAGUCUCAGGAUGUCCUGAAUGGGGCCUUUCUGUCCUUUACACCCAAGCAUGAGUACAUGGAGCUUUGCAUGCAGGACUUUGUGGAUAACUACAAUGGCUGGAUCUGGGCGCACCAGGGCCCAGCACUCUUAACACGUGUCUUCAAGAAGUGGUGUUCCAUCAGCAAUAUUCAGAACAACAUGAGCUGCAAAGGGGUGCGUGCUCUUUCCCCAGAAGCCGUUUAUCCUAUUCAUUGGGGUAUCCGGCAGAAAUUCUUUCAAUCCAUCAGCUCCUCGGAGCUUCACAAGCUCCUUAAGAACACCUACGCGGUGCACGUAUGGAACAAACUGAGCCACGAGACAAAGCUAGAGGUCCCAUCCCAGGCUUUCCUGGCUCAGCUGUAUUCUCAGUUCUGCCCUGCCACAUAUGCAAAGAUGAAGAAGGACUUGGAAGAGCAGUCACGGCCUGCAACGUGACCUGUGGGCCUUUGGCUGCGGGGAAGUUCCCUAACCUGAAGGAAACUGGGGGCCUUUCACCUUCCACAGAGCUGGUUUCUGGCCCAGGAGCAGGUGCUCUGUGUGACGGCUCAGUGAUUCUUGUACCAUUUCUGCCAUCUGCCUCAGAUCCCACACGCUUCCAAUAUACACCAGCACCUGCAUUUGGACUCUCUUGUUGUCCUUCAGUAGCCCUUGAUGCUGCAGGGAAGGGUGAACUUGUUGAUUGGUGCCUAUCAGUUGCUCCUCUGUUGCUGUUCUCUCCGUUGCUUCUCCUGCGCAUGAGGCCAGAAAAGCCUCUUGUGUAGUUUCAGCCGCUGCAGGAGCCCUUAGCUUGCUCUGUGUCACUUUUUUAAGUAUGGAAAUAAAGGCCAGCGAGUGCAUUUUAAUGGUUUGCAGGGUUUAUUGGAGCUUAGGACCAGGUUCCCCGGGUGGUAAAGAUUCUUAUGGGUGAGGAAGAUUUGGGAGAGACUGGGAGUAUCUGAAAAUGGCUUGAAGAAGCUGAAACCAUUGAAAAUCCUUAUCUGGCUCAGUGUAAAGCUGCUCCUGUUUUCCAAAGGUACUUCAUUUCCAACGAUCCGUUCUACUGUUUUGCAUUCCACAAGGACAGGCCAACUUUUCUGCUCCUCUUUGGGAAAAGAAACAGCCAAAAGCAGCUCUUUCCCUGGCCUGGGGAAAUGCGACAAGUGUUGAGAACAAUACUCUCCUGCCACGUCACCUCUGGGAAGUAGCAGUGUCUUUGUCCACGUUGCGUGUCUGCAACACACCUGAGUAACAUAUUUAAGAUUGCAGUGGUGGUAAAACAGUGGUAGGCCGUCAGUGAUUAGAGGGUAGUUCCUUGUGGUUUAUUUGCCUCUUAUGUAGGUAAAAGAAUGUUAUAUAGGUAAAACAUUAAGCAACCCCCAGUAAUGCAACUGAAAUUUAAUUUACACCAUCCCUUUUCCCUUGCAUCCAGAGUCAUAUGUUUUAUGAGUAAAUCACUCGCUCCGGUAGGUACUCGUGUGUGAAUUCUGAGAAAUGGUCCUGUCCUCUUUGUCUGGAGUGUGGUUGUCCACCUUAAUCUUCUGUAUUGGCUUGAUAUGGAAGAGUUCUUGUGUAGAAGUCUCUCCAUCAAAUGCUAGGAUGAGUCUGGGAAAGACCAGGCUUUGCAAAGAGGCAGGACGCUCAAAAGUGAAGCUUGUCCUGCAUUUCUUGUAACUCUCACUUCAGACUGGAUACCAGCAGUGCCACAGUGAAAUACUGACAUCUUUACAUGGUAACUUCUCGUGGGUUUGAUGU
This is a messenger RNA of Calidris pugnax (ruff), 2657 nucleotides long. Its product is annotated as lactosylceramide 4-alpha-galactosyltransferase-like. The transcript has 5 exons. Gene Ontology annotation, molecular function: acetylglucosaminyltransferase activity. The coding region runs from base 231 to 1361 and encodes 376 amino acids. NCBI's taxonomy places the organism in Eukaryota, Metazoa, Chordata, Aves, Charadriiformes, Scolopacidae. Gene Ontology annotation, biological process: protein O-linked glycosylation. The record is from RefSeq and is a predicted model, not a curated record.